AUGAAGGCAGCUUUCUACUCAAAGCUAGAUGCUUAUUUAAAUGAGUUGGAUACUAAACGACAAGCGAAGUACUUGAUAACAGCUGAAACAUAUGAAAAAAUUGUACAAGUACUCUCGACUGAAACCAAGUACGAUCCUCAAUUUAAUUUUUGGGCAAAAAAACGUUUUACUAGUCUUAAAAUUAAUGAUCAACCCGUGGUGUAUUCAGCAAAAGAAAAAUUGCCAAUUGUAAAAUAUGAGAAUCUAUUUGAAACUCUCAAUGAAUGUCAUUUAUCUGUCGGGCACCUGGGUAGAGAUAAAACCUGGCAUGAAGUUAAACGCCGAUAUGCUCAGAUACCACUUGAAUUAGUGAAGUUGUUUCUUAGUUUAUGUGAUCAAUGUGCAUCAAGAAAAACCUUUCCUAAACCUGUUGUUGGGAAGCCAAUAGUAUCUGUAGGCUUUAUGACUCGAAUACAGAUGGAUUUAAUUGAUAUGAGGAGCAAUGAAUUUAAUGGUUUUAAGUGGAUAUUUCAUGCAAAGGAUCACUUUUCUAAAUAUUCGUGGUUGUUUCCGUUGGCAUCCAAAGAAGCUAUUAAUGUAGCUAAUAUAUUACAGUCAAUCUUCUAUCAAUUUGGUCCACCGAAAAUACUACAGUCCGACAAUGGUCGCGAGUUUGUCGCAAAGGUGAUAACAGAUUUAACGAAAACUUGGUCAGGUUUGGUGAUAGUUAAUGGGCGACCAAGACACCCUCAGUUCCAGGGUUUAGUGGAAAGGAGCAAUUCUGUUGUUCAACAACUUCUUGGUAAAUGGUUAAGUACGAGCAAUUCGUCUGAUUGGCCCUCUGGACUGGGACCGGUGAUGCUAGCCAUUAACACUAGCAUAGCAAAAAGUAUUAACAAGACUCCUUUUGAAGUUGUUUUCGGGCAGCAUCCACGUACAGAUGAUGAUAUUUGGAAAUCUAUUGUUAAUCAUCAACAACAAGAUGAUACAAAUAAAAUUAUUUUAGACGAAGAUUUACCCGAUGAUAUUGCAAAGAUAGUUAAAGAAACGGAUUAUGCUGAUUCUGAAUUAAUUUCUGAUCAAGAUGAUAAUGAUAAUGAACGAUUAAAGACAAAUGAAAAAAUGACAACUGCUGAAUAUCAAAAGGAAGAUCAUGUUAGUGAUGAUGAACAGCAAGAAACUAUUGUUGAUCACGAAGAAUGCAUUGAUGGAACUGAAUCGACAGUUAAUGAUGGUAGUUUAAAUAUUAACUUGAUAUCUAAUGGUCGCCAUCGGCGAGUUCGAGAAGAAGCUGAACAAGCAUACCUUAAAAAUGCACAAUCACAAUUAGUUAAAUAUAAAAUAAAUUCAGCUAAACGACAACGAACGUAUGUUAUUGGUGAUAUUGUCGGUUUAAAGGUUUCAGAUGUCGAUCGUACAAACACUUCAUCCACGAUUUUACCAUGUAAAAUAAUUGAAAAAUAUUUCCAAAAUAAUGAAAUGCUAUACAUGGUUGCUACUCAAAAUGGUAUCAUCAAAGAACGUUUUAAUCCAAUGGCAUUUUUAGAUCUUACCACAGCCAAUUUUGCAUCACUACGUGCUAUUGAUACUGAUCAAUUACCAACAAUUACUUUUAUUCAAGCAAGUCAACUUUAUACAAAUUUCAAAUCAAUAGAAACUUGUAAAUGUGCUGGUAAUUGUAAUACAAAUAGGUGUUACUGUAAGAAAAAUAAUCGAAAAUGCUGUACAAAAUGUCGCAGCGAUAAAUAUUCAGUAUGUAAGAAUUGCUAG
Molecule: messenger RNA, 1749 nt
Organism: Rotaria sp. Silwood2
Lineage: Eukaryota; Metazoa; Rotifera; Eurotatoria; Philodinida; Philodinidae
Source: the annotation of a GenBank genome assembly